AUGGAUGUGAGUGCUCUAUCAAUGGCGGGGGACGCCGGCCAGGCCCCCUCCACCUCAAGUCGUCACCUCGACGACGGCUGCAAACCUUCCACUGAGCGUCAGGAACAUCCUCUCCCUGAGGAAGCUUCUCCCUCAGCUUCGACAUCGCCCACGCGUCAGGAACAUCCUCUUCCUCCUCCUCUGGCUGCCGUGGCAGGUCCCCGUCCUGCCCCAACUUACUCGGUCCUCAAUGCUGUCAUUGAGAAGAAGGAGGACGGUGCCGGUUCGAGGUGUGGGCACACGCUGACAGCCAUCGGGGCCGUCGGUGAGGAGGGCACACGAGGUUAUAUAGGCGCUCGCCUUAUCCUCUUCGGCGGCGCUACCGCCCUCGAGGGCAAUUCUGCAGCCCCUCCAUCCCCUGCAGGGAGUGCUGGCAUUCGUAUGAAUCUCCAUUCUUCUUUGCUCUGCUCUGUUCUGCUCCCCAUCUCUCUCUCUCCUCUCCCUUUAUAUUUUAUUUUCAUUGUUCGUAUAGACCUGUUAUUGCCUGCGCACGGUACACGGAGAAAAUAUCAACCGUAUUGUACUCAGUUGCUUCUGACCAAUUUCUGGUUGUUCGGAUGGUCGCUGACACUGAAAUUAUGUAAUUAUCGGCAUGCAGAACAAGCCUUUGUCUUGUUGUCUCGUUUGAUUGAUGAAAUUCCUAUUCAGAUUAAAGAGGGAAAUGAAACACGAUUAAGGAAGCUGACACCUCCUUUAAAAAAAAACUUGGGGAUUGACUUAUAUCAUGCUCUUCUGUCGUAGGGGCAGUUUUACGGGGACUGCUUAUAAGCCAUCAUUAUGUCUUGAAUUCCAGGUCUUGCUGGAGCAACAGCGGAUGUACACUGCUAUGAUGUGCAGGCAAAUAAAUGGUCAAGGCAAGUACCUAAUAUCUUCCUAUUUCUUAAAUGACCAGCAUGGUGUCUAAGCUGUUUUAGGUGUCUCGUGAGGAUCUUGUUUACUUUUCUUAAUCAGCCUGUCGAACAGUGAAACGCUUUGCAAACACUAGUAGAGUUUGUGCAUACUCAUAAAGUUUUUUUCUAUUAUCUCAUGUAUGGCUUAGUUAAACUGAACUCUUGUUCAGGCUUAAACCUGUUGGAGAGCCUCCCUCACCUCGGGCAGCACAUGUUGCAACUGCUGUGGGUACCAUGGUGGUCAUUCAGGUGUAUACAGGGAAUAGACCCUAAAACUAGCCUUUUAUUUGGUUUGUGAUCGUUAUUUUUGCAGACGGUGAAUGAAACUCAUUUUAGAAUUGGCCUUGAUUUGUUCUAGGGUGGGAUAGGUCCUGCUGGCUUAUCUGCUGAGGAUCUUCAUGUUCUUGACUUAACACAACUACGACCACGUUGGCACAGGUUUUUGAUGCAUCUAUUUUAUCUCUUUAUUUCUUGUCUGUCUAAUGUUCCACACAUUGCUCAAAGGAACCUAUGAACAUAAGUGCAGGGUCACUGUCCAAGGACAAGGGCCUGGACCACGCUAUGGGCAUGUGAUGGCUCUAGUGGGCCAAAGAUAUUUGCUGGUAAUAGGAGGAAAUGAUGGUAAGCAGCAUUUUCAUUUCCAGAUAUGUAGGUUUAACUUUUCAAUGGGUUUUUCAAAGAGUUUGCUAGUAGGUGCUUACUGUAUAAAAUCUGUACAAUUUCUUUAGGAAAGCGUCCUUUAGCUGAUGUUUGGGCAUUAGAUACUUCUGCCAAGCCUUAUGAGUGGAGGAAAUUGGAACCAGAGGGGGAGGGCCCUCCUCCAUGCAUGUGAGUGCUCUUGCUUGUGCUUGCCUUACCUUUUGUUCUAUUCUCAUAAUUGCUCACACUUGCAUGAAGGUUAUGAUCUUUGAAUUGAGGACAGCUGUGUGCUGUAAUUGUUCAUAUACUCUGUGAGAAUUAAGAAACAGUAAUUCUCACAAACCACAAGCAAAUAAGAGAAGAUGAAAGAGAAACAUCAUUAUCUAUUGUGGUUCUCUCUCAAUGCAAGAUCUACAGUCACUUGCCUCUGCAGAAUUUUACCAUCAACUUUGUAUAGUCGUAACAUGCCUUCACACUGACAGAUGUCCUACUUCUGGCUUAUAUACGUUGGGAUUAAGACAGACCCUUAACAUGAAAGAGUGUCUUUGGUAGAGUAUACUCAAACAAUAAAAGCUGGGGGGUCUGGCCCACGACCCCCAAGAGGGGGGCCUUGCUGCCCCCUUCCAACCCCCUCGUCGACCUUAAAGGUUGAUCCACGUGCUAACUCUGCAUUUUAGCAUAGCUAGGCUCCAUAGAACACAACAAACUCACUCAAGAAAUCCAUUUAUUGCUGUAUGGGGUACUAUUGCUUAUUUUACCAGCUUGGUGAAAACGAAAUGAAGAUUUCAGAUAUGACUGUUUAGAUAUUCAGAAUCGAUUUACAACACAGCAUAUGCUUGACGACUCAUAUUAUUGACAUUUAUUGAUGGUUUCUAGCUGGCAAUAAGCUAUGCUUGAUUCUUUUGGAUCAUGGCAAUCCACAUAUUAGGCUGAAAUAAUUUAAUUACAUAGAAAUUGUGAUUUCUUUAAUGAAACUGGGAUAAGAAUUAUGAUGAUAACUCUCCAUUUAUUGAGAUCACAUCAUAGAGUUAUACGCAAAACAAUGUACAAUUGUGUACAUAAUAAAACGGUAGAAUUUAGAUGGUAGUUUCGGAAAAAAGUUGCAUAUCUUUCUCAUGUUCCAAAUGCAUGAAUGACUGCUUGAUUCAUCCAAAAUCAAAACAAGAUUACGAGAAAUUUUAUAUUUCCCGAGAAUGGAAUGUAAAUAUAAAGUUCGAAGAUAACAGAAAAGGGGUUAGAUUGGGUUCUAGAAGGAACCCUUGCUCCAGUUUCUGGUGACCUUUCAAGAGGGUCAUUGCUCUCAUCCGCAAGCUGCUGCCUGCCAAAAAAUCUCGUCCUCCCCUUCCCUCAACACGUCCUAACCCUAGUAACUCUCUUCCCUCUUUCAAGACAUUGACUUAUUUACUUCCCUCUCCAGGCUUCCGUGUGAGAUGUGAUAGGUAAUGCCAUGUAAAGCUGAAUGCAAGACUGGCAGUCAUGCAUUAAGACUGGUAAUUUUAGAACAUUUAUUCAUCUUGUUUCUGUAUGUGUAUCAUUUUUUUAAAAUUUUAAGAACCUAUUCAUCUUGUUUCUUUAUUUGAAUCAUUCUUUGUUUGUAUUAAAUUGAAUUUGUUCUUUGUUUCAAGUGUAAUACUUUGCUGUGUCUUUUUUUUUUCCCUGAUAGUAUUGUGUGGUUUUCUUCUCCGAGUCAUAGGCUGCUUCUCUUAUGUUUAUAAAUAGGUAUGCCACUGCAAGUGCACGGUCUGAUGGUCUUCUUCUGCUUUGUGGCGGUAGAGAUGCAAGCAACGUUGUAAGAUAUUGUUUUAUGUUAAGGCUAGAAUGUUGAUUAUAAAUAGCACAAAAUUCUUUAUUUCUUUAUGCUAUAUAGAUUAUAUAUAAUUUUUUGCAAUUUCAAUUCCACCAGUUGACUUGUUUUAUGAAUAUGUCAUAUGUUAAGAGUCAGAUAUUUGUUCUUGUCGGGCCCAUUAUUUGUUCCUGUCGUGCCCAUUAUUUGUUCCUGUCGUGACCUUAACUUUGCUGCAUGAUCUAUAUUCUCCCUAUUAUAUGCGGAGAUUCCCUUUAUUUCAUGGCUGUAUGAACUUUAACUUCAACCAAGAAGAUAAUUUUGUACCUGUAAAUUUGUUUCAUGAGACUUAUAACAUACCUUUCAUGGCCCAAUUUUUUAUUUCAGAUGUUCUGUACCAGCUAGAAAGUCGAUAUUAGGCAAGGUAGUGAGAAGUUUGUUGCAUCUUUGGAUCUUGUACAUCCAACGUUGUUGUUAAAGCAACUAAGGUAAAUAAGGAGUAAGUCGAUCAUGCAAAGGCAAGAAGUCAUGCUUCCUUAUGAAGCCCAGUUUUCAGAGGAAUUUAAUGGACAAUGACCUCUCUGUACAGAAUAUCUGAUGCUAGUUGACUCAUUGAUAUUUGUGACAAAUUUAUAGCCAUGUACAAAUAACGAGAGAAGCGGUCAUUAUUUUUAAAGUAUCAUGGGGCAUUUCAUCCUCAUGAUAUUUGUGAAUUAUAUGAUGAUUAUUAUAGCCGCCUUUAGCCCACAGCAAGCAAAGAAGAAACAUAAAAGUGUCAAGAAGAAUAUGCAGCAUCACAGAAAGGUGCAAACUUCUUUUCUCUUCUUGUAUGACAAGAUAGAGGUGAUUAACAUAAAUGGACCAGAAUGACAUUUUUUCUUGUUAUGGGUCACUUUGAAUUCUGAUGUACGAGGAUCAUGUUCCCUUUCCACUCCUCUUGACCAGUUUAGUGUGUGCAAUACAAUCUCGUUGGUCAUUUAUCUUAUGUUUCUGUAAUUUUCUGAAAAUUUAUUUAAUUUCUUUUACCCUGUAGCCUUCAAUAGAUUUAAGUUGAAAAGUUUACAACGGCAGCUAUAGGGUAUACAGAAUGAAUGUCGGUUUUGUUGCAGUAACAGAAGAAUAAUUCGGACGCGAUUGAUAAUUUAAAUAUUUUUUUUAUGACACAUGAUAUCUUUGUGGAAAUCGCCUAAACAGGCUUCCUUUCGGUUUUACACUGGAAAAUACUGUUUCUGCGAGAAAUCCAUCUACGUUUCACUGCCAAGCUCAACAUUCCUUGUCACCAUCAAUUGAUGGCAAAGGUUUCUUGUUUCCCAUCUCAAUUUCUGGUGUUCAGUAGGGGAUGUUCAGGCAUUUGAAGGAAAUCAAUGUAUUUACCAACUAUCUUUUUAAGGUUUCUCUCCAAAAUAUAGAUCACGGAUACAACCUGCUAGAUUCAUCAAAAUCGCAUAGAUAUGCUUGUUCUUUCAUGUGGUAUUUUUGUGGAAUUGCUGAAAUUUUACAGAUAAUAUUUCCACCCCAUCAUCUACCCCCCCCCCCCCUCCCCCGAAUUUUAUUUUCCAUCCAUUACCCGGUUGAAAAUCAGCAGAUAUUAUUAGGACCUCUGUUAGAUGGAUUUCUGUUCCCGAAUUUCAGACAAUCUAGUCCUAUUAAUUGCAAUAAACCUCCAUUCAUUCUUAUUUCUGCUGUACUUCUCUACUCUCUUUCUCGCUCUCAAUUAACAUUUAAAAGAGCUGAUCCAUUGAAAACGUCCAUUUUAACUAGCCAAAUGACAUAGAAAAUAAUGAUGCCUAAAUUAGCUGCAGUCUCUUUUUCAAAGACAAUAAUACAUUUGACAAAUUGAAAAUGAGCGAGAAAUCUUUGACUUUGAUCUACUUCAAUUUCUUUAAUUUUUUCUCCUGUUGCAACUUUUUUCUUCAUUGCACUAGGAUUUUGUCCUUAUUGUAGAUAUAAGAGAUCCCCUUGUCUCAAUCCCCGAAUGCUUUUAAUUAACCAUUUGAUUUACCAUUGGUAAAAAAAUAGAGUCCUGUUGUUGAGGUAUAACUUGUCUCUCAAGCUUAAUGCUGUUUUUAUCCUAUUCAAACUAAUAUUCUGGCUAAUCAUUCCAUUUUAUUUUUUCAUAUCCUUUCUUCAAACUCUAGCAUAAGUGUCAUAUAUUUUGUAAAGUCGUCUAGUCUAUACUUUUCGGCCACAGAAGCAGGUUUGACUUUUAUGGAUAAAGUAUGCCCAUGCUAAGUUAAUACAUGGGUCUAUUCAACAGUGCUAUGUACACACUAUGCAGAUAUCAAAACAAACACGUGUAUGACAUUAUGUCCUUGUUUGUGCAAUUAUUUUCUUUAGAGAGAUGCCCAAAUAUAGAUCGUUCUUUACAUCCACAGAACACUGAUUUUCAAUGGGAUUCUGUUCUUCAAAUGUGGAUGGACUGUCUGUAUAAUCUGCUUCGGGUUCUGUAUGAUCUAUGUGACUCACAUGAGGCUUUAAUAUAUUUUUAUGUAGCCUCUAUCUAGUGCAUAUGGUCUUGCAAAGCAUAGAGAUGGUCGCUGGGAAUGGGCCAUCGCUCCUGGAGUCUCACCUUCUCCAAGAUAUCAGCAUGCGGCUGUGGGUCUUUUUUAAUUUUAAUUUCAAUUAUUUAGUCUUCUUCAUUGCCAUUUACAGAUGUCAUAUUUACAUGCAAUCUGUGGUGUUCUCAGGUAUUUGUUAAUGCACGUCUUCAUGUUUCGGGUGGAGCACUUGGCGGUGGCCGAAUUGUAGAGGAUUCAUCAAGCAUUGCAGGUGUUUUUACUGUGUUUUACUCGGUUACAUUUCUGAUUUCUCAAAUUUAUGUGAUGGCAUCUUUAUGAGUAGUGGCAUAGACUGUCAACAAGUGCUACGGUUUACUGAAGGUUUACGAAGGUCCAAAUGAUGAAGAAUACAGAAAUAUAAAUGCAAAAGGGAUUGACAAGUAUGUCUCUUUGUUGCUUGGAACAUAUCUUGGUGGACGAUUUUGAUGUGAAAAUGUAAUCUUCCAAUGAGAUUGAAAUGUUUCUCUGAAAGCUAGCCCACAAAGAAUCCUAAGUGAUUAUCAAAUUCAGGUGAUGAAGCCCAGCAUAAACAACAAAUAGGUUUACAAAGAUUGUCUAGGAAGGUCAUGGGCCAUCUUUUUCUAUAUUGCAGCAAUACAGCUGUUAUAAGACAUUUUCAUUGAGAAGGGCAUAUUAAAUUCACCGUCAUUUGAAAAUAAUAGAUUACUCCACUCAGUGUCGUUUUGUUUUGAGUUGGAUGUCCCAAUUUUUUAGCAUUGUAUGAGUUCUACGUUUUCUCCCAUAGGAGUGUCACCAAGAUGUCAGGAUGCCAGUGUCCGCAUGAUGGAAUAAACUAUAAGUCCUACAGUGAAAGAGGCAGAUCAAAAAUGUAUUUAGAUAUAUAUAUAUGCUUAAUUCUCUCAUUGCUAAUUAUUUUAGAAUUGAAAAUGUCAAAUUAAACCAUUAUAGUGAAAUACAUUUUCUACUCUACAUUCUCAAUUAUUCUUGAGUAGAAAAUUUUCGUUUUAGAAUGCUGCAUUAUUAAUUUUCCUAGAAAAUAAUCUUUAAAUAUAUGCAAUUCAUUGAAUAAACUUAAAUAUUUUUAGUGACAAUUGAUGAAAUAGAAUUCAGUGUGAGCCUCAGCUUUUCAAAGAUAUGGAAUCUCUUUGGAUGUUAUUCUUAACUAAUGUACUAUUCUUCCCAUGGGUUUUUAUUCAUUAAUCACUUGAUUUCAUUUAUCACAGGUAAUAUAUCAAUUAAUUACUGCUUUAUAGCACUGGCUGGUGCUAUAAUGCACAAGCCUCGCAUUGAGCACAGGUUGAUCCAAGUUGUCUGUUUGGAUUUCUAACAAGCUUGUCUCUUUUUUAGUGUUGGACACUGCUGCCGGAGUUUGGUGUGAUACCAAAUCUGUCGUCACUAGUCAAAGGAAAGGGAGAUAUAGUGCUGAUGCUCCUGGUGGAGAUGCUUCUGCUGAACUAACACGGCGUUGUAGGCAUGCCGCAGCUGCAGUAGGUGAUUUGAUCUUCAUAUAUGGCGGACUUCGUGGAGGUAAUGGAGGUACAGAGUUUGAGAGAAGACCAUUUCAGUUUUAAAUUUUCUGUGAUGAUUGCAAAUUAUGAAAUGUGCUCAAAUAACAGUUCAUUGUGUAUGAUUUUCAAGUUAUUUUGUCUUUAGGACAUCAUGAGAAAACUAGCAUUUUUAGAGAGCACUUGAAUCCUUUCAUUAAGGCAUCUUGAUUAUUUAAUAUGCGUGAAGAGUACCAAAUACAUCAUAAUUUAUCUUUCUUUUGUUUUUUCAGUAGUUUCGAUUCUUAAACAUAUUUUUUUCCUCAAAGAAGAUUAAAAAAAGUAGGAAUACUGAAGUAAUUAUGAUAGUCAAAAUUAUAUGGUUUUUGGAGACUGCCAUUAUUGAGCCUGUUCUCUUCUGUAGUGGGCUGUGAACAUUAUAUUAAUAACCUGUGCUAUACUCCCUUGUGAAAUAUAAUUAUUUGUUAUUAUUGACGUUACUUUUUUCUAGUGCUGCUUUAGCGACUGUCAAGGCGCUCUGCUUGGCUCAGGCACUCAUGUUCUCUCUUCUUUAACAAGCCAGUAGUACUGCUUAAUCAGUUGUAAUCAGCUUGACCAGUUACUGUCAUAGGUUAGGCUAAUCGUAUAGAAGCAUGGAUAUAUAUAUAGGCUAACCUGAAGUGUACAUGGUAACUGUACUGCAUUAUGGCGUUACUUGUAUAUGGCUCUCACAUAAAAUAGGUAUGUCGUCUUAUCUAAAAAGAGUUAAAUAAACUAUCUCCAUUUCAUAGUACUGAUGGUGCCCUUGCGUUACAUGCUCACUGGUGGUUAAUGUGUUACGUAUUCUGUUAUUUGCUAUAUAUCCCCUUACAUAUCUCACUCUGCUGAACUUGGGGCACAUGGAAUCAAAUUAAGGUCAGCGAAAUGAAUGUGAUCCUGAGCCAGGAUCAAAGUCACUUUUCAAUUAGAUGACUAUAAAAUGAUUUUUGCUUUACAGACACUUAGUUGGGUUAAUCUCACCUGUAAUGUGGAUUAUGGGCGACAUUAAGUGGAUUAUAUGAGCCCGGUGUCUACAUCCUAUGGAUUUAAUCAGUCUAGCAGUCCACUUAGAAUGAUAAUCCUACUAUGAUUUUCUGUAAAAUACAGGUGUGCUACUGGACGACUUGUUUGUUGCUGAAGAUCUGGCUGCUGCUGAGAUAACAAGUGCAGCCCAUCCACAGCAUGAAAAGUUCCCUGGAAAAGAUGGGUUCGUUGAAGGAAGAACAAAAGAAGGUAUUGCAGAAGCAGUUCCAGAUGGUGCUGUUCUAGUGGGAAGUCCUGUCGAUCCCCCAGUAAAUGGGGAUUUACAUAGUGUAAGCAGUGAAAAUGUGAUGCUCCAUGGUCCUAGGUAAUCCUUCAAUUCUGAUUAGAUGUAUGCCUGAGAAUGAUGUCCUUUUCAUUUCUUUCUACAUGGAUUCAAUAGGCUACUUCUGAGAAAAAAACUUUUUCCUUCAGAAGACUUGGAAAAGGUGUGGAUUAUUUGAUUGAGGCUUCAGCAGCAGAGGCUGAAGCAAUAAGUGCUACUCUAGCGGCUGUGAAGGCUCGGGAACUCAAUGGUGAAGCUGAGGAUCUGCGUGAGAGAGAGAGUUGUGGUGAGGCCAUGGCAACUGGUGGACCCAUCUCCACUGUGAUCAAAGAGCUAGAUUAUGGUCAAUCAAAUAACGGUGGCGCUCCUGGUGUCCGACUACAUCACAGAGCAGUUAGUUUUCAAAUAAAGUUUAAGUUUAUUUAUGCUUAAUUUAUUGCUCUGAAUGACUUGUUCAACCUAUGCUUUGUGGGACUUUGACAUUAGGAUCUUUGUAAAUCCAGAUAGUCGUACAUGCAGAGACAGGUGGUGCUCUGGGUGGUAUGGUUCGGCAGCUCUCCAUUGAUCAAUUUGAAAAUGAAGGCAGACGAGUCAGCUAUGGUACACCUGAGAGUGCAACUGCAGCGAGGAAGCUACUUGAUCGGCAAAUGUCUAUAAGCAGUGUACCUAAAAAGGUUGAUUCUUUUCUUUCUUUUAGAAACCAUCUGGUGAUGUAACUAGAUAUCAAAGAUUUAAUUCUUAUUUUUUAUUCGAAUGGAAAAGUUCAUUAAAGGUCUCUUUAAAAGCUGUUCGUGAUUAAUGGAAAAACUAUGAAAUGUUAUGAGUGUUUUUAUUUCUUUAAAAAAAUAUGUGUAUCGAAAGUUGAGAAGGGUUUUUUAGAAUUAUUAAAUUUAUUACGCCAAGUUUGAUCGCUUUUUCUCAUAGUCUUAUUUUGUUUUUUGAUGCUUUUAUUGAUGUUUUUGAUGUAGAAAAGUUCUGUGGUUUAUCUUCCUUUUUUCUAUAUUUGAGCUCCAAGAGUGUUUAGUAUAGUAAUGAAAUUGUUAUCUUAUGCUUUAUUCAGGUGAUAGCAUAUCUUCUUAGACCCCGCGGUUGGAAGCCUCCUGUACGCAGACAGUUUUUCUUGGACUGCAAUGAAAUCGCAGAUCUUUGUGAUAGUGCAGAACGACUGUUUUCUAGUGAACCAAGUGUUUUGCAAAUCAAAUCUCCUGUGAAAAUAUUUGGCGAUUUACAUGGUCAGUUUGGAGAUCUCAUGCGUCUGUUUGAUGAAUAUGGUGCACCCUCGACAGCUGGAGACAUAGCGUGAGAUGUCUAAUAUUAUAUCAUCUUAGUUUCCAGUCAUGGCUCAUUCUCAGUUAUUUGUUUUACUGAAUGUUACAAUAUUUAAUGUCCAUUCGUCUACUCAAAAGAAAAAGUUACCAUGCUCAUAUCCUGGAAAAUUAGAUUGGGUAUGUGUCUGCGUAAUAGUCUCAGAUGCUACUACCCUCUUACUAUGCUUUCUUUUGCGCUGUAAUUGUUCUCCCCCACUGGCGGGUUAAGUAAUUCUGCUAAAUAGCCAGAUGAAUGCCUUUCCAUAAGCCUUGUCGUUUUAGGUGUUGUGUUACCAGAGAAUAACGUUUGGCUAGAAAGACAAUUUCAGAUUGAUUUUCCCGUUGAAAUUACUUUAGUUCUAGAUUCAAUAGGUUGAUUUAAUGAUCUGUGAGAUGAUGGCUUGAAAGAGAAUUAAGUAUCACGAUGGAAGCACAAUUCUUAUGCCUUAAAAUAUUGCAUUUAGGCAUCAACACAUUCCUCACGAGUGUGGACUCCUGAAAGCACUGCUUCCUGUAAUUAUAUCUGCUUGUACUUAUGAACUUGGUCAAUGAUGCAAUGUAGGUGUAUAACUUAAACUCCAGCACGUUCAAUAUCAUACUUCCUCAUCUACCAGCGGAUUUUUUUUUUUUGAAAUUGGCAUACAAAACUGGGUGUAGAAUGAUUCACCUGCAUGGAAGCGCAAUUAUAUGCAUGCAGGGAUUUAGCCUAAUCAAUACACAUGUAUUUAUCAAGAAAACAGUCAUCCUUGGAAUAUGAAAGCUUAAAAUCAACAUUUCCAUCAAUUAAAUUAUGGAAUUCACCGAUUAUCUCAAGUUUUAACUAAUAAGCCUUGCUUUCCAAGUAUUAAAUUUGUAGAUACUUAUGACCGGAAACUUGGUUUUCAGGUUAAAAUUUAGAAAUCUAGUUAGCAUGAAUUGAGAGUGACAAUUACCAUCAGGCCUGAUGUCUGAAAUGUUGAUUUAAACAUCUUGAUUUCACCAUGGAAAGGCCAAGGAAGGCCGACUUAUUUAUUCUUAGUAUUAUCAUUGGAUAUUCUUUUCAUCAAGAAUCCUUUUUUCUUCCCUAUAUUAAAUACUUCUUUGAUAAAAAAGAAGCUGGUGUGGGUAAUCAACUGAUUCUUAUUGCUGAUGGUUGCUGUUUUCAUUCAUUCCGAAAUGAGUUCAAUAUUUUAAAGAAUUUCAAUGUACUUUCGAGGUACUGGUCUGCAUCUAUGUGGUUACUCAGCUAAUAUGGUCUAUGUUAGAUUAUAAAUAUACCUAAAAUUUUCUCCGAGGGACGUGUUGUUUGUAGCCUUUAGUUGACUUUAUCCUUUUUAUGAUUUUUAAUAAAGCUAUGGUAUUUUUUAUUUUUAUUUUUUGUAAGGCCUUUUACUGGCAGGCUCAUGCAGUAUUUCUCCUUUCAGCUAUAUCGAUUAUCUUUUCUUAGGUGAUUAUGUUGACCGUGGCCAACAUAGCCUUGAGACUAUGACCCUUCUUCUCGCAUUGAAGGUACCAUUACAAUGGUUUCGAUCUGUUCAUUAAGUAAGCCAUAUGAUUUUAAAGAACUGUCAUAUCAUUUUACAUUGUGUUUUGUAUUUUUUCAGGUUGAGCAUCCUCAUAAUGUUCAUUUAAUACGUGGAAACCAUGAGGCAGCGGAUAUCAAUGCCCUCUUUGGCUUUAGAAUUGAGUGCAUCGAGCGCUUGGUACUUACAACAUCAUUUUUUCCUAUCUUUCCUAAAAAAUUGUUUAUUCCAUUAACUAAUUAUGCUGAAAACCAGGGAGAGCGAGAUGGAAUCUGGGUGUGGCACCGCAUGAAUAAACUUUUUGACUGGCUUCCUCUUGCUGCUCUGAUUGAAAAGAAAAUAAUCUGCAUGCAUGGCGGCAUUGGUCGUUCUAUCAAUCAUGUAGCUCAAAUUGAGAACCUGAAACGCCCAAUUACAAUGGAAGCUGGCUCAGUUGUUCUCAUGGACUUACUGUGGUGUGUCUAUGUUUUUGUCUAUAAUGUUCCUCAACUUAUAACGUCUUACUAUCUGAAAAACAUAACAGUUGUCUGAUGUUCCCUAUCAGGUCUGAUCCAACAGAGAAUGACAGUGUUGAGGGGUUGCGACCAAACGCCAGAGGCCCAGGCCUAGUCACUUUUGGGGUCAGUGUUUUUUUUUUUUUUUCAUUUCCUACUUAUUUAUAUGAUCAAUGUCUUUUUUAUUUCCACCAAAAAAAAAAAAUCUAGAUGUGGACAGGCAUCUAGUGGCUCAAAGAUUUAUGGCAAUGGUAAGAUAUGUUGAUGGGUUGUCACUAUCCAAAUCAUCUUUCUCGUCCCGGAUCUAACCUCCAAUAGAGCCACAUCAUCCUACAAGUUUCUGAUUUAACUUCAAGAUCAUGCUCCAUGUAUUUCUGUUUUCUUUAGUAAAUUACUAUGGUUAACUAAAAAAUACCUAAAACUGUGAUAUUAUGGCAACAUUCUUCUCAGGUUCAUUCUAUUUUGGUGUUUUUAUUCGAACCGGAUUAUGAGAACUAUGCUGGUGUUGGCUCUUUAAAUCCCUAGUAGAUAUCUCGUGCUGUCAUGUAAUUAAAGUUUAUCAUUUUCAUUGAAGAAAGAGUUUCAAAAGGCAUUAUUAUUAUAUCAUUAAAGAUGCUGGCGACUAUGCUCUAUAUCUGAAAGUAUAUAAAGGUAUAUAAUAAAUUGAUAAAAAUCGGACGUUGUGAGACAAACCCUCGUAAUGUGUAGGCACAGUUAUUUCGAAAGUAUGUAGCACCCUCCAUGCUUCUUUCGCCUGGUUUGGUGUGAUUCAAGAAACAUAUGCAGCUUGUGUAUGAAAGGCACCUGGACACUGAGGAGAGAGGACAGUUGGUAUCAGUAUGCACGGCCAUGUGAUGGAGCUGAACCUCCGCCAUAGCUAUCCUGCUUCUGAGCUCUUGAUUCACCAUCUGAUCUGUUUUCCUUUGGCUUUGUUCUUGAACCCAUUACUAUUAGUGGAUACCCUGAACUCAGAGGACUGAGGUACAGCAUGGCUUUUUCUUGCUGUUAGGGGAAGACUGAAACAAAAAACACUCUUGUCGUAGGGAUUCCACCUGGUUGAGGACUUGUUCUAGGGUUUGAGGCAAAAAUAUCACUGGCAGUGGCCAAGGAGGGAUCAGCAUUGUAAAGUUUUGGGUGAUGGGUCACCGAGUGUGCACCUAUUCUUUCUACCCUAGACAGGACUGCUACUCUGGCUUAUUCCUUCAUCAUUUCUUCAGCUGAGUGAGGAGAUGGUGGUAGGAACGAGGUAUACUACUAAACGUUAUAAUGUUCUCAUUUUUCAGAAAAAAGAGGGUGUUUGUGCCUUUAAUUUUAUUAUUAGUCAUUUAUUCUUUCUUGUUCUUAGCUACCCCUACAGGUGCCUUUUUAGGAUUCGCCCAAUUUAUAAAUAGAUUGGGGAGCAACCACUUCACCUUUUCUUUUCUUUCUUUUUUUUUCCUUUUUUUAUUUUUUUAUUUUUUAUUUUUUUAUUUUUAUUUAUAUAUAUAUUUUUGCUUGUUGUUAACCCAUCAUGGUCCUUUUCUCUGCUUUUCUAUCAUGAUGGUAUCAAACCAUUUUUUUUUUUACGGAUUUAGUAGGAUUUUCGGCACCCACUUAGGAAGAAGAAAGUUUUUUUUCCAAAACUCCAUUAAUCCCUCCAUUUUUUUUACUAUUUUUAUGCUAUAUAGUGGGUACUUUUGGAGAUUGGUCAACGCCUUUCCUUCCCUUGCUGCUCUCAUUGAGUCUAUGGAGAGUGGAAGAGACCCGAACCCAUCCAUCCCCUCUGUUCUUGGAAUUGGAAAUCUUUCCCUCUGAAUGGUUUCAUCGAAGCUACAUGGUAUGCCAUAUUUGGUAAUCAUCAUGCCAUCAUUGAGGUGGUCCACAGACGAUAACACUGUGGUUUCGUCGGUGGUCAACUUUGUCAACCCGUGAUUCUAUGCAACAAGAUGGAUCGUUAUCCAUAGUACUUGAAUAGCCCAGAUUGCGCUGUACAAGGUGAAGAACUAUAAAAAGUCUUCGCAGCAAGUGCAAGGAGCUUGACCGUCGUUCAUUGAGGAUUGCUACUUAUCUGAGGAGAGGAUUACGAGAUUCUUCUGGAGUAUGGAUAGAGGAAGAGUAUGAGGCGUUGACACAUGUAACUUAGGAUCCAAUGGCCUUUUUUUUUUCCAGGAUUGUGGGGGAUCACCUCUGCCCUUCGAUUCAAUGCCGCUGCUCAUGAUGUCGAUGAGUCUCUUUGGCCGUCGACUUUUCUGAAAUCUGCUACCCGCUCAUUUCCAGUUGUUCUUCUGUUGCGCGGUUGACUAGAUUUUUCUAUCCAGAUUUUUAUUUUCUUUUUUUUUUUUUGGGGAAACGAACAAAAAUUCUGAAAGCGCUCAUCGAUGCAGCCUGACCGCGUGAUGGAAUUCUGCAAGAACAACGACCUCCAGCUGAUCAUUCGGGCACACGAGUGCGUGAUGGACGGGUUCGAGCGCUUCGCUCAGGGCCAUCUGAUCACCCUCUUCUCGGCGACCAAUUACUGUGGUAAACCUGCGUUUCUGCUCGUCCACGUGUCACCCCUCCUCCUCCUCCUGCUGCUUGAAAGUCAACCCAUCUUGUUCUUGCAGGUACGGCGAACAAUGCGGGCGCUAUACUGGUCCUGGGGAGGGAUCUGGUGGUCGUUCCGAAGCUCAUUCACCCCUUGCCGCCCCCCGUCGGCUCCCCUGAGGCAUCCCCGGAGCACCACACCGUGGACACGUGGCUCCAGGUGAAGUCAACCUUGGGUCUGAGUCUUCCUUUCUGCUGCCUGUGUGACUGCAACUUGGCUUUGGGGGUUGACUUUCUUUUGUUCUCCUCCGAAACAAGGAACUCAACGCCAACCGGCCCCCGACGCCGACCAGGGGCCGCGCUCCGGCCGGGAACGAUCGACCUUCCCUCGCCUGGAUCUGA
This is a messenger RNA of Spirodela intermedia, 14906 nucleotides long. The record is from the annotation of a GenBank genome assembly. Lineage: Eukaryota; Viridiplantae; Streptophyta; Magnoliopsida; Alismatales; Araceae.